UGAGGAGGUUGUGGCAGCGGCAGCGGGCGACAUGGACAACGCGGGGAAGGAGCGUGAGGCGGUGCAGCUGAUGGCGGAGGCUGAGAAGCGAGUCAAGGCCUCCCACUCCUUCCUCCGAGGGCUCUUUGGAGGAAACACAAAAAUAGAAGAGGCUUGUGAAAUGUAUACCAGAGCUGCAAAUAUGUUCAAGAUGGCUAAAAAUUGGAGUGGUAUUGACUUGUCUUCUUCAGCUGCAGGAAAUGCAUUUUGUCAGGCAGCCAAGCUCCAUAUGCAGCUUCAGAGCAAGCAUGAUUCUGCCACCAGCUUUGUGGAUGCUGGCAAUGCUUACAAGAAGGCAGACCCUCAAGAGGCUAUCAACUGCUUAAAUGCAGCCAUCGACAUUUACACAGACAUGGGAAGGUUUACGAUCGCAGCCAAGCACCACAUCACCAUUGCGGAGAUCUAUGAGACCGAACUGGUAGACAUCGAGAAGGCUAUUGCACAUUAUGAACAAUCGGCUGAUUAUUACAAAGGGGAAGAAUCCAACAGUUCAGCUAACAAGUGUCUGCUGAAAGUGGCAGCGUAUGCCGCCCAGCUGGAGCAGUACCAGAAAGCCAUCGAGAUCUACGAGCAGGUUGGGGCAAACACCAUGGAUAAUCCUUUGUUGAAGUACAGUGCAAAGGACUACUUCUUUAAAGCAGCCCUCUGUCACUUCAUAGUAGAUGAACUGAAUGCCAAGCUUGCUCUUGAGAAAUAUGAGGAAAUGUUUCCAGCAUUUACUGAUUCAAGGGAAUGUAAGUUACUGAAAAAACUUCUAGAAGCUCAUGAAGAACAGAACAGUGAAGCUUACACUGAAGCAGUGAAGGAAUUUGACUCAAUAUCUCGCUUAGAUCAGUGGCUCACGACCAUGUUGCUUCGUAUCAAAAAGUCCAUCCAAGGGGAUGGAGAAGGAGACGGGGACCUGAAGUGAACAUUUAUGUCUUUGUGGCAUGCAGCUGACUCCUCUUUAGUUUCAUGUUAGGGCCACAUGAUCUUUAUGGGAUGCCCAUUUAAUGGCUUGCUUCUGUUGCACAUGAGCCAAACCAUCUGUGUGUUUAAGCUCCCUGUGUUUGUGUCUUCGUGAAGCGGAUGGCUUGGAAGCUCCUGUGCAUAUUGUGGGUGUGAUGGGCUAUUUCAUGCUUGUCAGAGCCCCCAGAGUUUUCUGAGAACUACUUCAGAAUCUUUUUCCUGUUAUUUUGAUAUUUGCAGAGCCCGUGUUCAA
Molecule: messenger RNA, 1240 nt
Organism: Neomonachus schauinslandi (Hawaiian monk seal)
Lineage: Eukaryota; Metazoa; Chordata; Mammalia; Carnivora; Phocidae
Gene: NAPB
Product: NSF attachment protein beta
Exons: 11
Coding region: 32-949 (305 amino acids)
Biological process (GO): SNARE complex disassembly; synaptic transmission, glutamatergic; regulation of synaptic vesicle priming
Cellular component (GO): synaptobrevin 2-SNAP-25-syntaxin-1a complex; terminal bouton; vacuolar membrane
Molecular function (GO): syntaxin binding; soluble NSF attachment protein activity
Source: RefSeq, a predicted model, not a curated record